AUUCUGCACCAGCAUGGCCCGAUGCCCCGUUCUGCUGCUGCUGGCCCUGUGGGUGCUGGCUGGGGGGCCGGGGCUGCAGGCUGAGGCUCGGGGCGCCCCGUACGGGGUGAAGCUCUGCGGAAGAGAGUUUAUCCGUGCUGUCAUCUUCACGUGUGGGGGUUCCCGCUGGAGGCGCGCCCAGCUGCUGGACCACGAGGCCCUGGUUGAGGCCUUCCCGGAGGCGGAUACCGACAUGGACAGCCAGAUGGAUGAGGCGGUGGCUUCCAGCGAGUGGCUGACCGUCAGCAAGUCCCCCCAGGCCUUCUAUGGGGGGCACACCGGCUGGCAGGGACCCCCACGGGCCCGGAGGGGGAGCCGAGAUGUCCUGACCGGGAUUUCCAGCAACUGUUGUAAAUGGGGGUGCAGCAAAAAUGAAAUUAGCAGCCUGUGCUGAGUGGUUCAUUCAUUCAUCCGCCUGUGACAGGAGACAGGAGUGUUAUGGCCCCCUCCCCAGCCUGGGCUGACUGGAUCCCCAACCCCCCAACCAAGAGCAGGCCUUUGCUGACCCUCCCUGCCUGAGUAAAUGGGGUCUCACACUCCUUCCUGCCUCUUCCCUGAAACCACUGUCCCCCCCUUUUCCUAUCUUCUCCCCAACUCAAAGACCUCCCUCCCAGGCAUCAACCUCCCUCCUCCCUCUCUUCUCCCUGCCUCCUGGGGCUCUGCACCCCCAAGAAUUUGGGGGGUCCCUUUGCAUGUGAGAAUGAGGACUUUAAAAGAAAAAAAAAAAUAGCUGGUCCGGGAGGUGGCGUAGCGGAUAAGGUAUUGGACUAUUGAGCAUGAAGUCCUGAGUUCAGUCCUUGGCAGCACACUUUCUUUCUGUCUCCUAUCAUUUAUCAUGAAUCCAUA
Messenger RNA from Erinaceus europaeus (western European hedgehog), 885 nucleotides. It is a transcript of the gene RLN3, whose product is annotated as relaxin 3. The coding region runs from base 14 to 433 and encodes 139 amino acids. The record is from RefSeq and is a predicted model, not a curated record. Gene Ontology annotation, molecular function: hormone activity. The transcript is spliced from 2 exons. Lineage: Eukaryota; Metazoa; Chordata; Mammalia; Eulipotyphla; Erinaceidae. Gene Ontology annotation, cellular component: extracellular region.